GGCAGGCAAAGGAAAAUUCUCAUAAGUAAUUCCUCUUGAAAUGGGUUUGCUACGGUAUGCCGUAUUUACAAGUGCGAUAGCUCUCCUUUUCCACUUUGCUAUGGAUACAUUUUACACUAAGUUCCCUCUGCAUUUUGGAGGGGAGGUGGAUAGCCAGUAUGAAGGAGUUCAAAAUGCUUUUGAGCAGAAUUUUAUCGAAGGAUUAGAAGCUGAAGGUGCUUCUGUAGCAGUUUAUGUAAAAGGAAGAAAAGUGGUAGAUUUAUGGGGAGGAUAUGCAGAUAUACAAUCCGCGAAGACAUGGAAGCAGAACACUAUAAGUAUCGUGUUCUCCACUACUAAGGCCGUAGCCGCUCUAUGUAUUGCUAUGCUAGCUGACCGUGGAAGAUUAAAAUAUGAUGACCUCGUAUCAAAGCAUUGGCCAGGAUUUGCGAAAAAUGGCAAAGAAAAUAUUACGAUCGAAUGGGUGUUGUCUCAAAUGGCAGGUCUAUACUACAUCGAAACACCUAUCACAAAAGAAAUGGUUUUGGAUCACAAUCUCAUGAGGGAAGUGCUGGAAAAUGAAGCACCAAAGUUCCCUCCAGGAACUAUGAGCGGGUAUCAUGCACUUAGCUACGGGUGGCUUAUCGACCAAAUCAUUAGACACACAGACGAGAAACAGCGAGGAGUUGGGCAGUUUUUCAGAGAGGAAAUUGCUGAACCCCAUGGUAUUGACUUCCAUAUUGGCCUCAAUACUUCUGAAGAAUAUCGUGUGGCCCACACAUCUCCAAUAAAGACUUCUGCCAUACUCAAGGAGAUUUUCCACGACUACCAUGUUGCAGUUCUCCUUUUAAGUUAUUUUCUGACAGACAAGGAUACUCCCAUGAAGAAAACGAACAAUCCAUCUUGGUUAUUGGCAAACGAGAGUGCAAUGAACAAUCCGGAACACCACGCAAUGGAACAAGCUGCCGGGCUCGGUAUUGGAAACGCUCGAUCACUGGCGAAAAUGUUUAGUUUGGUCGUCAGCGGAAAAUUGAUCAGUGAGAAGACGAUGACUUUGCUCAGUAAACCUACAAUAAACGGGACGGAUUAUGUGAUUCAGCUACCACUGGCAUAUGGGCACGGAUUUAUCUACCAUCCACCGAUCAUCAGUGAGGGUAGUUUCAUCAUUGGACAUGGAGGUUAUGGUUGCCAAGAAGUGAACUUCGAUACCACGAACGAGGUCGUCAUUGCUUACGUUACCAACGCAAUGAAAGCGGGAAUGCAUGAUAGUUGUCGAACUUAUGCACGUCUACAAAAUGCAGUCUACGAUGUCGUGCGACAAUCGAAAACCUAGAGCACUGUCUCAGACGUUAUUAUGCUUCGAUUUUUUCUUUACACAUACGACUGUCCGUCAUUUCUGAAUCGAAUGGAAAACAAGCGCGGAAGCAAAUUGCUUCGAG
Cylicocyclus nassatus is the source of this 1418-nucleotide messenger RNA. NCBI's taxonomy places the organism in Eukaryota, Metazoa, Nematoda, Chromadorea, Rhabditida, Strongylidae. The record is from the annotation of a GenBank genome assembly.